AUGGCGCAACGACUCCGCAAGCUCGACUUCUCGCGCAUGAAGAAACGCAAUCAUUCGAGCACGUCCUCUGCGAGCUCCCCUACAGUACCGGUUCUUGAAACACCUGCUGCGUUCUCGGUUCAAAGUAUCAACCCUGGGCCCGCCGGUAAGCAGAAGGCCUUUUUCGGUAAACCUCCUGUUAGACCAUCCGUUUUCGUGGAGAAUAUCGAGGAUGGGGGAAUGGAUGUCUCUGUUGUUCCUGGUCGCUCCUUGGACGGCAAGACUGGCCUAGCCAAUACCGAUGGUGAAGAGGAGUCGAUAUCGCGAGCAAAGACCCGCUAUUUCGAGGAGUUCUUCGGCACUGGCAAUCCUCUAGCAUCCCCAAAGCCUCGUACCAUCCAGGAGGAUAUCAUAGUAGUUGAGAUCAAAUUGCGCACACGGGUCAAGGACGACGAGGAGUUUGCUUCUUUGUUAGCGUCUCGGAUGGCCAGCAUCUACCAGAAACCGGACGGCCAGUUCAUGAUCAGCAUUCAGCAAGAUUCACGCCUUUACAUGGGCACUCCCAGGUUUCCCGCUUACUUGAUCAAGAUCUUCGCGCUGCCACACCACAUAGGGCCAGCCACCAAUCUCCGCUGCACCAUCCUCAUUCAGGGGCUCCUCCAAGAGGUUGCCCUCAUUGGUCCGAACAGAGGCGUUGUUCUAUUCCUUCCUACUCUCGAAGAGAACCUUGCAACGAACGGUGCCACCAUGAUGGGUGAAAUCCCGCGACUGGAUCGCCCCAGUUCCGAGGAGCAAGAUCGAGGAAUAUUCAGAAGCAUUACACGGUCUCUGAGCAGACUGAAAUCUAGUAGCACUCAUAGUGCACCUGCUUCAGAGGCAACAACUUCUUCAUGGACUGGGGUAAUGGGGCAUGCGAGAGAGGAGAGCGCCAUUAGGGAUGAUCUAGCUCAUCCAGUCGAUGGCAGUGUGUGA
This is a messenger RNA of Aspergillus melleus, 951 nucleotides long. Its product is annotated as MIF domain protein. Gene Ontology annotation, molecular function: phenylpyruvate tautomerase activity. The record is from RefSeq and is a predicted model, not a curated record. Lineage: Eukaryota; Fungi; Ascomycota; Eurotiomycetes; Eurotiales; Aspergillaceae. The transcript is spliced from 2 exons. Bases 1 to 951 code for a protein of 316 amino acids.